UGUGAGUGGCAGGGCCGGCGGCGGCCCGCGGACGAUGCUCGCCUUCCUGGGCGCGAUGGCCCUGGUGCUGGUCGCCGGGGCGCCGUGGGUGUUGCCCGCAGCCGCAGGGGGAACAAAUCUGGAAUCUCCUCGGGAUGUAGAGGUCUAUAUCGUGGAUGACAGCUUUAUCCUGAAGUGGAACAGGGGCAGUGAGUCUCUCAGCAAUGUGACUUUUUCAGUAGAUUAUCAAAUACCUGAGAUGGAUGACUGGACCGAAUUGCCUGGGUGUCAAUAUAUUACUAGUACCCAAUGCGACUUUUCUUCACUCCAGCUAAAUGUUUAUGAUGAACUUAAAUUGCGUAUAAGAGCAGAAAAAGGAAACAACACUUCUCCAUGGUAUGAGGUUGACUCAUUUAUACCAUUUCAUAAAGCUCAAAUUGGUCCUCCAGAAGUGCAUUUAGAAGCUGAAGAUAAGGCAAUAAUAAUCAACAUCUCUCCUCCUGGAACAAAAGAUGGUGUCAUGUGGGCUAUGGAUAGUUCCAGCUUUAUAUAUAACUUAGUUAUCUGGAAAAACUCUUCACCUGCAGAAGAAAGGACUGAAACUGUUUAUCCCACAGAUAAAAUUUAUAAACUCUCCCCAGAGACUACUUAUUGUUUAAAAGUUAAAGCAAGACUACGUAUGCAGAGAAAGGUUGGUUUGUAUAGUCCGGUGUACUGUAUAAAUACCACAGUUGAAAAUAAGCUGCCUCCACCAGAAAACAUACAAAUCGAUGGUAAUAAUCAGAACUAUAUUCUUAAAUGGGAUUACAAAUAUGAAAACCUGACUUUUCAAGCUCAAUGGCUCCAUGCCUAUUUAAAAAAGAUUCCUGGGAAACAUGCAGAUAAAUGGAAACAAAUACCAAACUGUGAAAAUGUCAAGACUACCCAGUGUGUCUUUCCUCAAAGUGUUUUCUCAAGAGGAAUUUACUUUAUCCGUGUGCAAGCAUCUAAUGGAAACAGCACAUCUCUUUGGUCUGAAGAGAAAAAAUUUGAUACUGAAAUACAAACUAUCAUACUUCCUCCAGUUAUUAACCUGAAACCUGUUAAUGAUUCACUGCGUGUCUAUAUCGGUGCUCCAAAAGAGUCUGAAAACAAGUCUGUGGACGAGGAUUACCCGCUAAUUUAUGAAAUUAUCUUUUGGGAAAACACUUCCAAUAUUACGAAUAAAAUUGUAGAGAAAAAAACUGAUUUUACUUUUCGUAACUUGAAACCGCUGACUGUUUAUUGUGUCAGAGCCAGAGCACUCAUUCAUUAUGAAAAGUGGAAUAAAAGCAGUGGUUUUAGUGACACUGUGUGCGAGAAAACAAAACCAGGAAAUACUUCCAAAACCUUACUUAUUAUAGCUGUGAUUUGCGCUGUAUUACUUAGUAUCCCAGUGGUCGUUUAUGUUGUGAAAGUCGUCUUGAGAUGCGUCAAAUAUGUGUUCUUUCCAUCAAGUAAACCUCCUUCCGCUGUAGAUGAGUGUUUCUCUGAACAUUUACUAAAGAAUCUACUCCUUUCCACUUCUGCGGAGCAAAUUGAAAGAUGUUUUAUAAUCGAAAAUACAAACGCGAUUGCUGCAGUAGAAGAAACUAAUGAUGUUGAUGAAGAUUACAAAAAAUAUAAUUCCCAAACUAGUCAAGAUUCAGGAAACUAUUCUAAUGAAGAGGAUAAUAGUGGAAGUGGCAUAAGUGAAGAACUUCUGCUACAGGAAACUCUGUGACCAGAAAUGAACACGCACACAUUGGGGCAUUUUGUGGGAGUUAUACUCGGAGUCUGAGCUGCUUGUUUCUCUCAGUAACUAUCAAGAGGAUAUGUGCUUUUUGGGGAAGAAAAAACAUCUUCAGAUCGUAGAUCCUAAAAAUACAGGCAAGAACUGUUUACAAAUGGAAUUACAGGAAUUUGGAGAAAAGUGUUCUAUAUUCUUUUCCAUGUGUAAAGUCUUGAAAGACAUGUCACUGGACCUGUCUUGGAUGAGAUGAGUUAAAUCCAGAAGAUGCCGUUUGUCUUUCUAAUGAUAUCUCAAGAACCACCGUGCCAACUGUUUUGUGGCUAGGGGCAGUAUUUGUGUUCCAAUCAGUUAAUACUGUCGUGGUGCUGCUGGUUGCUGCGUAUAUCGUAGAUUUGUUCUCCAUUCCCAGUAUUAUAGUUCAUUAUUUUUCAAGAGAUAUUUAGAACAUUUGGUCUUUCCAUUUGACACCAAAGGAGGCCCUUUGGAAAUUUCUGUAGAAAAGCUGAAUACCACUACCGCUGGUUUUCUAAAAAAUAGCUUACUUCAGAAAACAUCCGCAGAUGCCAGAAACAUGAUCCUUAAAAUUUUUCAGCAGAAUUCUGUCCACUAAUCCCAAGAACAUUGGCUCCUACAUCUCAGUUACCUAUCCCUUCCAUGGUUUAGGAUUAAAACCAGAUAAUCUUUUACUAUACGUUAAGAGUUCCUGAUUCAUAACUUAUUAGAACAAUAGCUUCUGAUUAGAAUUUGCAAUCACAAAAGUUACAGAGAAAUGGAAAACUAUCUAACUAGAGAAGUUAUUAUUGUUUUUUAAGAUAUGGGAGUAUGUAGAGGUUAAUCAUGGUGCAUGCAAGAAGCCUUGGGAAUCAAUCAAUCAAUCAAUCAGUAGCAGAUGCUACUGAUGUAAUAGACAGAGUAGGAAGUAGAAUAAUUAAGUAGGAAAGAAGCAGACGACUUUAGUGACGAAUAGGAAUAAUGUGUAUAAUCAACUUUUAGUUAUUAACAUAGCAUGGGGCUGUAUAGCUCACCCUGGUGGUCUGCUGGUUAACAUUCAGUGCUCUCACCGUCGUGGCCCGGGUUCAUUUCCUGGACAGAGAACCAAACCACAUGUCUGUUGGUUGUCAUACUGUGGCAGCUGCGUGUUGCUGAAAGCUAUGCUACUGGUAUUUCAGAUACCAGCAGGGUUACCCAUGGUGGGUGGAUUUCAGUGGAGCUUCUAGACUAGACAGACUAGGAAGAAGGACCUGCCACCCACUUCUGAAAAAAUUGAAAACCCAAUGAAUAGCAGCAGCAAGUGGGGUGUUUGGGUUUAUGGCUUCUCUGUGUCGUUUUUAACACCAGGCCAGCUUCUCUACACUGUCGGGCAGUAUUCAGGCAUCCCUUCUGCUCAGCCCGCGUGUAGUCAAGGAAAUGCAAAUUAUUUAUUAUCCAAGCGAAGGAGAAAAUGUAACUGGAAAGAAAACCUAAUUUUAAAAAUUGUAUAAUGCUUUUCAAAGGCACCUAUAGCUUACUUUUAAAUAAUUUGAUAUUUGGGGUUCUUCAUGGAGAUCCUUUGUAGGAAAGGAGUCUAGGAAUUCUGGUGGCUUCUGAGGAAGAAUUCUCAACGUCAGUUUUGCAGCAGGAACCAGGGAGGGGAAAAGAGAGGAAGCCACACAGCGCCUGCUGGGAAGGGUCCAUACUGUAGGCAGUCUUAUUUACUUAGUAGUCUCUGCCGAGACAAUAGCUUCAUCUGGGUGGAAGGAAAGGUUGAGGCAGCCGCCCUGGGAGGGGCUGUGACACUCAGCAGCCCUCGGCACAUCACAGCUCUGCAGAGCACACCGUGCGCUUUCCUGGGCCUGUAGUCCAAGCUUGGAGCAGAGUAUAGCAGGGAUCAGGGAGGCCCAGGAACCCCUCUGAGACAGGGCUCUGCUGGAGAAUCCCUCAGGUGACCCGAACACACUCACCUUUUCAUCCUUCUGACCAGGGACAUUUGGUUUAGAGCAGGUCAUCUGGGUUGGCCUCCAUUUGUAAAGGCCCUGUCUGUGGAAAUUUGCCUCUUUAAAGAGGAGGUUAGGAGCCUGUGGGGCCAGCUUGCCACCACUGGCUUUCAUACUGUGCCAAUCCAAGGGUCCCUUCCAGCACCCAGGCCCCAGAUUUCCUAGGGGGCUGCUUCAGACCGGAUGUGCUGAAAAGGAACAAUGGCUUUGUGGGACAUGGAGGAGGGAAAACUCAAGACACUAAAAUGAGAAGACACGAUGAAAUGGUUAGGGCCCUAAGAUGGGGGGAGUGCACGUCUUCAUGUUUCAAGACCCUCUGUGGUUCUCAAUGAACAAACAUCUGAGAGGCAGCAGCAGCGAACGGGAACCCCCUCGUUUUUGCCUUGUCUUCUAGACCCAGAGGUGCACUUCCAUUCCAUCUCCAUCGUGGUCCGUGUGUAGCUUAAUCAGGCUGUGCGCACUUGUGAGGUGGUAUCUUUUCUGAAGAAUAGUUGACUUGGAAAUACCGUGUACUUGGGAGCACCAGUAAACUGGCUCAAAAUUGCAAUAUUGAUAGUUCUUGGAGAGGCUGGAUAUAAUCUAAGGAUUUGUGCAAAAGAUUUGUGUCAUUACAGCCAGAAAUAAUAGUACAUUAAUAUAUAUGUAGAUAGUGACAUGGGUCUGUUAACACGUACAUGCAUACUUACACCAGUACAUGCCUACAUGUAUGAUGCGGGCGCAUUCCAUUAGUAGGGCCAUAAAGUACUUAGUGUAGAUUCUAACUAGAAAAUUAGAAAUGCUACUCAGAACUAGAAACUUUUAGGGUCUGACCAGAAAUGUGCAACCUAUAAAAAAAGUUAUUUUAAAAAUACAAUUUAGGGUUUGUAUCUUUUCCCCAAGCUGUGACCUCUAAAGCAGCCUCAGAUUGCUCUUCAGCAUUUGGAGUUGGCAGGAACAUUCCUACCUCCCCCCUCCUCCCUGUAACCCUGUGACUCCUUGACAUGUUCUAUUUUUGUUUCGUCUGGUGUGUGUCUGCCCCUAGGAGACCGGAACGUCUAUGAGAAUGGGGACUGACUUUUAUGCAUUACUGUAUCCUCAGCAUCUACAGCACUGCAGUGCUUUGCACAUAGAGGAUGCACAGAAAAUACCUAUCAAAUGAAUGAAAUCUAAAAUCUGAACCAAGUGGGUGUUUGUGACAAUGUUUAUAUGUUUUAUUGAGUUAUGGAAGGAUAUAACCAUGUUUUCAAUAUUUUUAUACAGUAAGCUUUUGUGUCUUUUAUUUCACGUAUGUUUUUGUGUCAAAGCCUAUUGCUGUAAAUAAUUGUAUAUAAUAAACACUGAGGCCAA
Molecule: messenger RNA, 5028 nt
Organism: Diceros bicornis minor
Lineage: Eukaryota; Metazoa; Chordata; Mammalia; Perissodactyla; Rhinocerotidae
Gene: IFNAR1
Product: interferon alpha and beta receptor subunit 1
Exons: 11
Coding region: 35-1720 (561 amino acids)
Biological process (GO): cytokine-mediated signaling pathway
Molecular function (GO): protein binding; interferon receptor activity
Source: RefSeq, a predicted model, not a curated record